AUGUCUGACAAUAAAGGAGACGAUGGAGCCGCUGGCUCUCCUCCGCCUGAAGAUCUAAGCUCGAAAAUCUCCCCGUUCGUCCUGAAGCUAAGGUCUGCUCCUCCUGGCUAUUUCUUCCAACCGGAAAGGCCACCACCUCAUAUAGAUUCAUUUGCUGCGCCCACUGGCCCUUAUUUCUUCUACGGUACCCUGUCUGAUCCCGCUAUGCUCCGAGAUGUCCUUGGCUUGGAAACCGAGCCACAACUUCGACCCGCCACUAUUAUAGGCUACGAAUGCAAGCUAUGGGGCCAGUAUCCAGCUCUUCUAGAUGCCCCAGCAAAGGCUGUUAAUGGUGCUGUCUAUCAUGUCAAGAUAGAAGAACAUGGCGAGAGGCUUGCCAGCUAUGAAACGGACAAUUAUCGGGCCGAUCCUUGUCGCAUCAACUAUAUCGACAGGAAUGAGCCCUUGGAUGACCUUGGUUAUGUUUUCAAAUUUGUCGGCAAUGUCAGAGACUUGAGUGACGGCACUUUUGACCUGGGGACUUGGCUAAGGAGGGUGAAGAGGGUAACUGAGGACCUAUCAGAUGCUAAGUAG
Messenger RNA from Penicillium hordei, 573 nucleotides. Its product is annotated as gamma-glutamylcyclotransferase family protein. Bases 1 to 573 code for a protein of 190 amino acids. Lineage: Eukaryota; Fungi; Ascomycota; Eurotiomycetes; Eurotiales; Aspergillaceae. The transcript has a single exon. The record is from RefSeq and is a predicted model, not a curated record.